Rhodofomes roseus is the source of this 594-nucleotide messenger RNA. RefSeq names its product ATP synthase E chain-domain-containing protein. The coding region runs from base 103 to 369 and encodes 88 amino acids. NCBI's taxonomy places the organism in Eukaryota, Fungi, Basidiomycota, Agaricomycetes, Polyporales, Fomitopsidaceae. Gene Ontology annotation, biological process: proton motive force-driven ATP synthesis. Gene Ontology annotation, molecular function: proton transmembrane transporter activity. The transcript is spliced from 4 exons. The record is from RefSeq and is a predicted model, not a curated record.
CGCUACAUAGGUUACACAGUCGGUCGGUCUAUUUCUCGAUCCACUGUAGACAGGGUCAUCCCGCAGUUGCAUUGACUACAAUCCCGGUGGUCAGGCAUACCUAUGGCUUCCUCCACAGUUAACGUUGUCCGGUACACGGCGCUCCUUACUGGUGUUUUCUACGGCAUUGCGCACCGCCGGACACUGCAGAAGGCACACGACGAGGAGGUUAAGCACCACGCCGUCCACGAGCGGGAACACCUGAUAGCGCAGGCGAAGGAUGCAUGGAAGAAGAAACAGGAGGGUAGCAAAGGCGGCGUGAUCACCGACCCCGAGGAUCCUAACUUCGACCUGGAAAAGCUCAUAGCGAAGUGGGAGAGCGAGUCAUGACUGCCGAGCCCGAUGUAGAUGCAUUUAAUGCUUGCUAGCCGCCAUAGGCCUUCUUUGCGCGCGACACGCAUACAGCACCGCCUGUCCCUUCUCUGAAGUCGGCGUUGACCCCUGCGCAUAUCACCAAAGUACAUGUGUAGUUAUCCUAAUAGAUGAACAAUGUCCCUCGGGGGCCUUCGUCGCUGUACCCCCCGUCGGCCGGACACCUUGCCCCGGUCCUCCUAA